Molecule: messenger RNA, 6934 nt
Organism: Biomphalaria glabrata
Lineage: Eukaryota; Metazoa; Mollusca; Gastropoda; Planorbidae
Product: ephrin type-B receptor 1-B-like
Exons: 25
Coding region: 78-3425 (1115 amino acids)
Biological process (GO): cell surface receptor protein tyrosine kinase signaling pathway; axon guidance; protein phosphorylation
Cellular component (GO): plasma membrane; neuron projection
Molecular function (GO): ATP binding; transmembrane-ephrin receptor activity; protein binding
Source: RefSeq, a predicted model, not a curated record
CAUUAAUAUUCAUAUCCUACACAAGCGCCAUGUGUAGCUGAAAAUAACCCAGCGCUUCACAACACUGUGUUAUCACCAUGGCCGGAGACCAGUGUAGGAUUUGGCCUCCGUUAUUAAUUGGAUAUAUAUUAAAUUCAUUCUUUGCUGUAUAUUGUCGUGAAGUUGUAUUAUUGGAUUCUGCUGUGGAUUCUGUACAAAAACCUGUCCUUGGUUGGACUACUUAUAAAUCAGAUUCUAAGAAUGGAGAGAAUGAAAACUUGGGGUGGAUGGAAGCUACAGUGAACAAAGAUGGGGAAACUCUCAAGACGUAUUCCUCUUGUUACGUCAAGACCUCCAAUGUGGAUAACUGGUUACGGUUGCCCUAUAUACCAAGGGGAGAGGCCAACUCCCUGCAUAUCAGUUUAACGUUUACUAUGAGGAAAUGUUCCAAGCUAAUAGAUUCGACCAACUUACAGCAAUGUAAAGAAACAUUUAACCUCUACUACUUCGAUGCCGGCUCAGACUUUGCCAACGCUUUACGUCCAUCAUGGGACGCCUUGACCUACAAACGUAUUGACAAAAUAGCCGCUGAUAAAUUAUUUGUGGACAACACUGAGCAAGAGUAUAACGAGGAAUCACGUCAGAUAGCACUGACCAGCAACGUCCGUGGAGUCUACUUCGCCAUCCAGGACGAGGGUGGCUGUGUGACACUGGUCCGGGUCAAGGUCUAUUACAUCACUUGUCCAAACAUUACGGUCAAAUUUGGCUUCUUCCCCGAGACGCCCACAGGAGACCGCGACUUCUCGGUGGUGUCCCAGAAGGGAACUUGUGUUGACAAUGCCACCCAGAAGACAGAGUUGUCUUACUUGUGUAGGAAUGAUGGGAUGUGGUACGAUUUCCCUAAAGGAGAGUGUGUGUGUAAACCAGGCUUCCAAGGCCUUGAGGACACCAAGUGCACUGCAUGUCCGGCUGGUACAUACAAGUGGUCUGAAGGCUCAGAUGCAUGUGAGGACUGUCCAAGCUACAGUAACUCCACUGAAGGCUCUGCAGAGUGCAUGUGUCAGCCCAAGUAUUACAGAAGUCCAGGGGAUCCAAAGUCCAAACCAUGUACCCAACCACCUUCUGCACCUCAGAACCCAGUCAUUGAGUCGCAGACGGCCACCAGUGUUACGUUGUCAUGGACACAUCCUGCAGACCUGGGUAACCGCCAGGAUUUGAAUUAUCGCAUAGUAUGUCAAAAGUGUAGUGGCGAUGUCUUGUUCCUGCCUGGAUGGACGGGGUUUAACGUUACCAGAGUGACGCUGAGCAGGCUUGAAGGUGGUAAAACCUAUGAGGUCAUCAUCUAUUCUGAAAACGGAGUGACCAGUGUCAGCGGUACUCAAGCUCAGUCAGUCUCUGUCAACAUUGUCACUCAGUCUUUGGGGAAGGUGAUGAAUGUCCGCAAACUGAGUAUCGGCCCCAAGUAUCUAACUAUUGGCUGGGAUAUCCCGUCUUCCAUGAAGUCUCGUGUCUUGCAGUACCAGAUACGUUAUUACCCGAGAGGUGAUGAGGCUAGUGCUAUCAUGAAAUACUCUCUGACUCAAAAUUUCACUCUCACAGAAUUCAUGUUACAGACGGAAUAUAUUUUUUUGGUUCGUGGUGAGACUCAAGAAGGAUGGGGUGAGUUUAGUGACCCUUUCGCAGUCCAGACUGGAAAUUAUGGCUCCACCAUUGUUGGAGUUCGCAGAAUCAGCAUUGGCCCCAAACAUAUCACUGUUGCUUGGGAUGUACCACAAAGUAUCAAGGACUAUGUACUCAGAUAUGAAGUCCGAUACUCCCCAAGGUCACAAGAACAAAAUAUGGUCAGUGCAUACACUACUCAUCAGAAUCUGACCAUCACAGACUUUAUACUGGACACUGAGUAUGAAAUUCAGGUUCGUUGUGAAACCAGCAACACUGGCUGGGGAGAAUUAAGUGAGCCUCUUAUUGUACAGACUGGACAGAAGGAAUCUGCCAGCACACCAAUAGGGAUAAUAGUUGGAUCUAUUGUGGCUGUGAUACUUUGCAUGGCAAUAGCUACUAUCAUGAUCAUUAUUUUGUUGAGAAGGAAUCGUCCCAAUUGUAGUGAGAAGAAAGAUUGUGAUGCUUACACUCAUGGAGUUCAGGCAGAUCUUGCUAGAGUCAUCCAGUACCCUCCCUUGGAACAUCAUCUGAAUGGGGGCUAUGGGGGAUUAACCAUGCCUCUGUUUCCUUCCCCUGGAUCAGUGCACAGUUCAGUCAGGACUUAUGUUGACCCCCACACCUAUGAAGACCCUAACCAGGCUGUUAGAGAAUUUACUCGAGAGAUUGAUGCUUGUCAUAUCACAAUAGAAUCUGUCAUAGGGGGAGGAGAAUUUGGGGAUGUGUGUAAAGGGAAACUCAGAAUGCCAGGACACAGGGAGAUGAAUGUAGCCAUCAAAACAUUAAAGCCUGGAGCUACUGAAAAAAAUCGUCUGGACUUUCUGACAGAGGCCAGUAUCAUGGGUCAGUUUGAUGACCCAAAUGUUAUUUUCCUUGAAGGUGUAGUCACUAAAAGUAAUCCAAUCAUGAUAGUGACAGAAUACAUGGCCAACGGAUCACUGGAUACAUUUCUCAGAAAUAAUGAUGGCAAGUUUACUAUUAUCCAGUUAGUGGGCAUGAUGAGAGGAGUGGCCUCUGGGAUGAAGUAUUUGUCUGAGAUGGGAUUUGUACAUAGAGAUCUGGCAGCAAGAAAUAUUUUAGUGAAUGAAAACCUUGUGUGUAAAGUUGCUGACUUUGGACUUUCUCGAGAAAUAGAAUCUGAUACAACAGAAGGAGCCUACACUACAACAGGGGGUAAAAUACCUGUCAGGUGGACUGCACCCGAGGCUAUUGCUUUUCGCAAGUUCACAUCGGCAUCAGAUGUUUGGAGUUAUGGUGUGGUCAUGUGGGAAAUAGUGUCCUACGGAGAGCGCCCAUAUUACAAUUGGUCCAACCAAGAUGUUAUAAAAGCUGUAGAGAAAGGUUACAGGCUCCCACCUCCAAUGGACUGUCCUGAGGCCAUUCACCAGCUCAUGUUAGAUUGUUGGCAGAAAGAACGCUCUCAUAGACCAAAGUUGGGACAGAUAGUCAAGACAUUGGAUAAACUAAUCAGAGCUCCUGAAUUACUGAGAAAACAAGCAAAGCCAAGACCUCACAACUUCAUUGACCCCAGUUCUCCAGACAUGAGUUCACUGUUAAGUGUGGAGGAAUGGCUGCAGACAAUCAAGAUGGAAAGGUAUCUGGGAUUGUUUCAAAAUGCAGGACUAACUACCAUGGACAAAGUGAGGCAUCUUACAGUCAGGGAUUUACUCAACAUGGGCAUUAGCCUGGUAGGCCAUCAGAAGAAAAUCAUGAACAGCAUCCAGACAUUCCGAGCACAAACAGGAGAUGGACUACAACAAAACAUGGCCCAAGCUGCUUUAGUCUAGUCUCGACUAGCUAGGCUCUAGUGGACAGUUUUCUACAGCCAAAAUUAUGUUGCUGCAUUCAAAACUUUUUCAGUCAAAAUUGGUGUCAUGGACUGCCCUUGACACCUGCUGUUGGAUAAUUUGCUGACAUAUGACUACAUAAGGAACAUAUCUUUGUAUGGAUGAGACACGUGAUAUUUCUAUUGACUUGUGAGAGGGCUAAGUCUUCUCAAGAAACUGACAAGUGUGAGUGUGAUAGAAACCUUAAGGACUGGUGUUCACUGGACUUUGUGGCUGUCAUUGAGAGAUACUGAGUAGCAGAACCCAACCAUUCAGUUCAAAAUACUUCUGUCCUGUUUGGAUGUUUUAAUUCACAUCUCUCAUAAAGCAGUCUUGGCCUUGACAUUAUCUUUGUACAUAACAAUUAGACUCUCAUGUUGAGCCAUACUGCAAAAUUGAUUGAGAGUCACAUUUUAGACAUUGAUUGUAUCAAAUAUUAUGUCCAAUUUUACUCUAAGGUCAACAGAUAUUACUAUGAAACUAACCGAAGGGAAGAUUCUCUUAAUAAUCCAUGUUGUUUAUUUUUUAUACAUAUAAUAUUGAGAAAUAUUUACAGUUUUGUAACAACCAUAUCAUCAUGACUAGUCAACAAUAUUCAAAACAUCCCCCACCCUUUUUUCCAUCAAAUAUCUUUCUAUCAAUAAAAAAACUAUUAAUUGUAACAUUUUCUAUAUGAUUUUAAAACCUUGAGUAAUUGAGUCUUGAUGUCUCUCUGUGGAUCUUACAUGGUAUGUCAUUCAGACACUGUGUUCGACAUAGAACUCCACAGUUUGAUUGAUUUUUAAAUGUUAAUGCUUAGAUUGUAACAGCACAAUGGUGCCAGCUAGUCUGUCCAAACAGUAUGGGCCUAUCAAACUGACUAAAUGCUCCUCUCAGGGGAGUCCAUAACAUUCCACAAGUUGGAAACUUCAAGUCUUUAUCUUCUUUAUAUCCAGAGGUCAGUGAAUCCCACUCUAUGGCAAGUUACUUAAUUGCUUAUUGUUUUAUGUCUAGUUAUUUCUUUGUUUUGUUGACAUUCUACUUUUCAGUUGUAUACAAAGAAAUAAAACUCUAUGAAGACAUUGGUCUUGACUAUUUAGCCUGAAUGUUACUGUCUAGUGAUGAAUUGUAUAUAGUAGAAGUGUAGAGUCCAGAAGUUCAAUUGUCUGCUCAUGUGAAGGGAAAAUGUUUUAUAAAGUUCAUGGUUCCUAUUUUGUUCUCCACUGUGUGUGUGUGUGUAGGUUGUUAGGUUGAUGUUCUUUCAGACAAUGUCUUAUAAACUCAAUCCUAGAUAUUUUGUUAGACCAUUAGAGACUGUGUUAUUGAGUUUUAUAUUGUGAAGCACUUUUGUCAAUAUGUAAUUUGUUUUUGUUCCUGUAGAACUGGCUCAUGCUGAAGAGACGAGUUUCUCUGGUUUUUACUGCAAUCUUGUGUCACUUAAUUUAUGCAAUGAUCUUUUUUAUUCUCUUGUGGUUUUUUUUUUUUUGUUUAUGAAAUGAGUCAAACAUUUGACAUAUAUCCUGGACUACCAGUGGGCAUGUUUAAGGAAGUAGUGUCAAACAUUUGACCUAUAUCCUGGACUACCAGUGGGCAUGUCUAAGGAAGUAGUGUCAAACAUUUGACCUAUGUCCUGGACUACCAGUGGCAUGUCUAAGGAAGUAGUGUCAAACAUUUGACCUAUAUCCUGGACUACCAGUGGGCAUGUCUAAGGAAGUAGUGUCAAACAUUUGACCUAUAUCCUGGACUACCAGUGGGCAUGUCUAAGGAAGUAGUGUCAAACAUUUGACCUAUGUCCUGGACUACCAGUGGGCAUGUCUAAGGAAGUAGUGUGUGUAUGUGUGAAGAUUUUGAUUUCUGCCUCUGUUUCUUGUGUAUUACAUGAAAACUUGGAGACAGUGAACUACAGGAAACAAAACUUUUAAUAUCUAUGCAACAUCUGAAAUUUUACAUUUUGUUUAAAGUAGAACUCAUUCUGUCAUAGCCAACAUUAGAAAUACAUUAGAUUAUACAUUACAUUAUACAGACUGAAUAUUAGGGAAGUCCUAGAAACUCAGCACUGGAAAGUAUUGUAUUUUUUUUCAUACUGUUCCCAUUAGGCUGAGGACAUUGGUAUGCUAGGAUUAAGUCAAUGUUCUUGUAGUAAGAAUCAACAUUUAUAAUCCAACCUGGUCAUUACUUUUAAUAUUUUUGUAUACUUGUUAAUGUUUACUUUUUAACAAGGAAGCUACUUCAUUUUUGUUGAACAUUCAUUUUGUUUUGGUAACUAACUUUUAGAAAUAGAAAACAAAAAGAUUCUAUUGCAUUUUAAAUGUACAUUUUGUUCACUAGAUUUGACUAGAUAUUGAGAACUAGAGGGGAGACAAUCCAAGUUCUGUCAUAAUACAGAGUCCAUGUGGUAGAGACACAGAUGUAUACAAUAGUCUUUUCAAUUAUACAAAUGGAUAGUUUACUGAAUGACUUCAAUGACAUUUAGACCUUCUUUACUGCUUAAUGGCAUUUUGAACUAACUCAAUCUUCUGGACACUGUUUUGGCUUCUAUCCCCCCCCCCCCUGAUGUUAGCCAACUACUUCUCUCUAGUGAAGGUCAACUAGGUCAGGAGGAAAUCAUUGAGUUGAUGUCCCCCAAAUCUCUUCAACAUAUCGACAUGAUGGUCAUUCAUGUACAUGUGUGUGUGUGUGACAGGACACCAUUCCUGUACAUGUGUGUGUGUGUGAGACAGGACUGGGAGUCAGUUCCAUUGAACACUUGAACUUUGAAUUGGACUAAAUGUUUUAGCUCUGUCAAUUCUUUGCUGAUGUGUUUGUGUCUGCAGAGGGCAGGGCCAACACCAUUGUGUGUGCAUGCUAGUGGCAUAUGUGUGUGUGUGUUUGAGAUAUGGUUGUGUGUGAAGACUGAUGUGAAUAUGUGUAAUGCCACAUACUUGAUGAAAGGCUGUGUUUGUGUAAAUAGAGUUGACCUAGUGACUACCAAGUGUAUUUAUUGUGUACAGUUUUUUUUUUUCUUUUAUUCCAAUGGACUGACUGUGUGAGUAAGGUGAAGAAGUCAAACCAGUCAAUGUGUGAUGACUCUCUGUGUGAUCAGAAAGCAAUAAGCUAGUACACUGAGCUUUGUUGACUAGAAGUUCAAAACACUGCAAUUGUCUUUGUUCCCCAGAAGACACUCUUAUUCAUCUUUUUGUUUCUGUACAUAGGAAGACUGAAAUACCUGACCAAUGUACACAGUCAACUACUUCCAACUGAUUGACUUUGUAUCUGCUGCCAAUAUAGACAAUUUUUGUUGACUGCCAACACAAAGUUUGUGAGAAAUAUUGUCACUGUGAAUAAGAGUGUGUUUGAAGAGUCAAGUCUUCAUUUCCCUAGCAAUAUUUGUGUGUGUGACUAUACAGUUAUUUGUUGCUAUACAGAUGUUCCAUUUUGAUUUCAUUCAACAAAGUAAUUGAUACAAAUUAUACAAUUUAUAUGAACAAUACAGAAGUAUAGUUGGUCUUUAA